Messenger RNA from Endocarpon pusillum Z07020, 849 nucleotides. RefSeq lists its product as uncharacterized. Gene Ontology annotation, molecular function: transcription coregulator activity. The record is from RefSeq and is a predicted model, not a curated record. Gene Ontology annotation, cellular component: core mediator complex; mediator complex. Bases 1 to 849 code for a protein of 282 amino acids. The transcript is spliced from 2 exons. Lineage: Eukaryota; Fungi; Ascomycota; Eurotiomycetes; Verrucariales; Verrucariaceae. Gene Ontology annotation, biological process: regulation of transcription by RNA polymerase II; termination of RNA polymerase II transcription.
AUGAUGCAGGAAAUCCUCCUGUUCGGCCAAGUGUUGGCAGACAACCACCAGACACUUCGUCAACAGCUUGCAGGCCUAGCACGAAUGCCGCCUCAGCCCGUACUUGAAAGACAUUUGAUCUUCAAACCUCGUUCGCCUCCGGGCCUGGCUAAUCUUCCAACGGGAAGUGGACCACAGGGGCCUCAGCAACAGGAGCUGCAGAAGACAAGGCAGAUGCUCAAUACACCUCUGAACUACGUACAAGUGGUCGGCUUGUUAGAGAAUAAAGAACUGACACCUAAAAAAGAACAAUCUGUCGUGCCUAACAUGAAUGCGGACCAUGACCUUAUCAUGACAAGUGAUGAAGACGAGUCAGCGCAAAGUCGUAAAGCCUUCCAGUGGUACCUAGAAUUCAACGAUAUUCCGGAACCAGGAAAAGUCUCGGCUACCUCAAGAGCCACCUCAAAGACACGCAUUCUGGAAGGCGAUGUCAUUAAGUUCAUGAAUGACCUUGGAUAUGAGUACCUAUCUCAAUACAUCACCACAGGCGAUAGAUUCUACGACCAAGACACAACGCUCUUCUUGUACAAGGUCAUGCAAGCAUCAGACCAGAGCACGCAGAACACCACACCCACCACCUCGACCAUCAACACAACACCAGACAUCUCGAAGCUCACGCCGCUUGACCCAAGCGAAGGCUAUGUCCUGCAAGCCUCGAUUGAGAUAACAGAUGGCAACAGUCCCGACCUCAAAGACAAGGCGACCCAGCAACUCCUUGCUAUAAAGGACACACUACGUUCUAGCGUUGAUCUCACACCCGGUGAUCGGCUCGCCCUUGAUACCAGAGUGCCUGUGAGGAGGGUGCGGUGA